Molecule: messenger RNA, 2658 nt
Organism: Trichoderma gamsii
Lineage: Eukaryota; Fungi; Ascomycota; Sordariomycetes; Hypocreales; Hypocreaceae
Product: TTK protein kinase
Exons: 2
Coding region: 1-2658 (885 amino acids)
Biological process (GO): meiotic spindle assembly checkpoint signaling; chromosome segregation; protein localization to kinetochore
Cellular component (GO): nucleus; kinetochore; spindle
Molecular function (GO): protein serine/threonine kinase activity; protein serine/threonine/tyrosine kinase activity; ATP binding
Source: RefSeq, a predicted model, not a curated record
AUGGCGACGGCUGCAUCGCCGACCCCAAUGGCCGCCGGCCCUGUCCGGAGGGUCUCGCAGCGACAACAGGCUCUACGCCAGCCUCCUCUACGAUCAGCCAUGACCAGGAGCGAGAGCCAGCAGGCCCAAGCGAUGCAAUCCCAAAGCAACGCCAACCAGUACAACGAUGACAGCUCCGAGGAUGAGAUCCCGGUGCCUAUGAAGCUGAGCGCCCUCACCAAAGCGCUUCUGAACGAUGGCCGAUCUGAGUCUGCCGCCCAGGCCAUGGAGCGUCCACCUUCACCACCACGAACUCGAAGACGGACCAGCCAAUUGGGGGCGUCAAUAUCAUCCAUGUCUGAGCGCGGAAGACACCGAGCCUCUAUCGGCGGGCAAGCUCCCGAGGGCAAAACAUCGAGGACCUCGAGUCCUGCCAGAGAACAUGGCACAAGCCCCCCACAAAGGAAAAGAGUAGUAAGGCUCAGCAACACGCCGCAAACCCUGAGCCAGAUCCAGCCUUCAAAACGACGCUCAAGCUCCUUCUCUCGAUCAACACAGCGACACCAGCAGUCUAGUCGCCCAGCUAGUAGGGAUAAGUCCGCCGAUGAGAAGCCAGAGCCGCCAACAGACAUCAACACACCUGCAAAUGGGAACCGCGUCGUGAGAAUCUCCACCAACUCUUCGGGCAGUCGUAGCAAGCCAGGCUCAGCCGGUGUAUCAUCGGGGCGAUCAUUUGAUCGCUCUGCCGUCGAUAGGUCUGCUAUAGAGAUGGAUGAGUACGAGCACUACGAGAUUCCCGAGACUGUCGCACGUAACACGGCGGCACCUGCAGCCUAUGGUAGUGUCUCACGACAUGCCUCAGCUAAAGGUCGGCUGGAUGAUAAUGGCAACCCGCAGAGUUCGAUGCGCAUCAAGCGUGCCGGCAAGAUCCCCGGGACGUUUCUGAGCGGCCCUGCACGACGUGGCAGGCGGCGGCAGAGUGAAGAGGAUGCUGAAGGCGAAGGAGAAAUGGAUCAGUACAACCCUCACCAGGAGCAAGAUCAAGACCAAGACCAACCGAUGGAGGAUGUACCAGAAGUUAAUUACUAUGCAGAUGGUAAUCGAGACUUCAACUCUGGAAGCCCUGUUAGUGCAAGUGCUUCAGCUAGAGCACUUCAUAGAAGACACUACUCUAGCAUGGAGUCCCGUCCCGGAUCUGGGCGACCCUCGCCGCGUGGAUUUGACCCUGAACCAGAGCCGCAGCGAUAUGCACCCCUAGAAAGAGAGAAGGAGGAUGCAGAAGAGGAGGAAAUACCUUACAGAAAAUCGGUGCUCUAUCAUAAUAUACCCGCCAAUAUACCCUCGACAAGCGAAAAGGAAAAUGACAUCCGCUCCGCUUACAAGCGCCCGAAAUCUUCCUUUGACGAUCCGAUGGACAAGGCCCCUGCGCGACCAAUGAGCAUUGAUCCCGUCUUCGCCAGGCCGGCUUCACCAGAACGGAAACCACUGGCACCAGUCGCAAACAAUACCCCCCAACGACCUGCUCCACCUCCACCUCCCAAGAUGUCUGUUAUGGAGGCGGCUACUUCAGCUACUGGCGCAGCAGCAACUUCAACUUCAACCAAACAGCGAAGGAACGUGCUAAGGGUAAAUGGAAAAACUUACACGAGACUUGACUGCCUUGGCCGCGGCGGCAGCGCCAAGGUGUAUCGUGUGACUGCAGAGAACGGACAAAUGUUUGCUUUAAAGCGCGUGGCCUUGGAGAAUGCCGAUGAAAUGACUAUCAAGGGGUACAAGGGCGAAAUUGAUCUCCUCGGGAGGCUCGAGGGAGUAGAUCGGGUUAUUAACCUCUUCGCCUACGAGAUGAACCUGGAGAAGCAAGUACUCAGCUUGGUCAUGGAAAUGGGAGAGCGAGACUUGAACGCUCUUUUGGCAAGUCGCCAGAACCCUGAAGCUUCCAGAUUUGACCCUGUAUUUGUGCGGUUCUACUGGAAAGAGAUGCUGGAGUGCCUGCACGCUGUUCAUCAAUAUGACAUUGUUCACUCAGAUCUAAAGCCCGCCAAUUUCGUCCUUGUCAAGGGCAGACUCAAGCUUAUCGAUUUCGGCAUCGCCAAUGCCAUUCAGACCGACGAGACAGUCAAUGUCCAUCGCGAAACUCAGAUAGGCACCCCCAAUUACAUGUCUCCCGAGUCACUGCUAGACUCCAACAACCCGCGCGGAGGUCGCUUCCCUGGUCGCCCUAAGCUCAUGAAGCUUGGCAAGCCCAGCGAUGUGUGGUCUCUGGGCUGUAUUCUCUACCAGAUGGUCUAUGGUUUACCACCUUUUGGCCAUAUUGCCAACCAGAUGGCAAGAUGUCAGGCCAUCAUUAAUUGGGAACACCACAUCGAGUUCCCCUCUCGUGGCAUGGGCGGCGCUCCCGUCCCCCCUUCGCUUAUUAGGACUCUGAAGCGUUGCCUCAACCGAGACCAGCAUAUGCGCCCGACAUGCGAAGAACUGCUUCACGACACUGACCCAUUCUUAUAUCCUGCCGAAGUUGGCGACAAGGCUCUUCCCAUCGACGAAGAGCUGCUGGGAAGAAUCAUUCAGAGCGUUGUCACAAGAUGCCGAGAACGCAUGCCAACAGAGUCAGAAGGUGCAAGCGUCUGGCCACAAGCAUACUGGAGCAGUCUAAGAAAAGCAGUGGGGAACAGGCCUCAUUAA